AUGGGUCUUAAAAGAGCUGCUCCUGAGGCUGUCGGCCCGGAGUUCCAAUUUGAGUGGAAGGCGCUUCGCGGGCUGGUGGGCGAGAUCGACGACUCGAUCUCGCAGCUGGAGCCAGAACAGAAAAAGUACAAGAGCGAGGAGAAAGUUGUCAACAGCGACGAGGAGCCGGCAAAGGAGUCUGGAGAAGAGCAGGAAGACGACUCCGAAUCCGACAAGGACCAGAAGGCGGCAUAG
Ogataea haglerorum is the source of this 234-nucleotide messenger RNA. RefSeq lists its product as uncharacterized. The transcript has 2 exons. The coding region runs from base 1 to 234 and encodes 77 amino acids. The record is from RefSeq and is a predicted model, not a curated record. Lineage: Eukaryota; Fungi; Ascomycota; Pichiomycetes; Pichiales; Pichiaceae.